Molecule: messenger RNA, 1641 nt
Organism: Dothidotthia symphoricarpi CBS 119687
Lineage: Eukaryota; Fungi; Ascomycota; Dothideomycetes; Pleosporales; Dothidotthiaceae
Exons: 4
Coding region: 1-1641 (546 amino acids)
Source: RefSeq, a predicted model, not a curated record
AUGGCUCCGCCUAUACUUCCAAGCGACGUCUUACAUGUUCUUUGCGAGGAGUUAGCAAGUCAGGAACAGUUUGAUACGCUAUUCAACUGCGCUUGCGCUGGUCGUGACCUUGCUGUGCCUGCAUUGACCCAUCUCUAUCGGUCUCACCAUGAUGCCCCAGUUCGAGGUGGUGGCGAGGAUUCCCAUGGCUUGUCUAUUGCUACAAAACUCUUGACGAUUCAGAGAUGGUCUAUCUUGUGGAAAUCAAUCGUUGCGUCUAGUCUUGGUGCGACCUUGUUCCCAUACUGUCGUUAUAUCAGGACACUCGACUUCCGCGAUCUUGGUUACCUGCUCGACGAGGAGCAAUUCAUGAGUAAGGUCGCCAAACAAUUCUUUACCGGUCCUCUGAAGCAGUUCGAGAAGAUAGAAACCCGGACGAACAUCAAGGGGAGGAAGUACGUUCUGUUGAAGAUCGCCGAUAUCAUCGAUGCUAUCGGAGAAGUGGUGACUCAACACACACCCACCCUCGAAACAAUCAGCGGCGAACUUCUUUCGGAUGCGCUUAUGCGAUGGGCGCCACGUCUCCCUCGUCUGCAAAGUCUAGAGCUCUGGGAUGGCAAACCACUAGAGGAUGAGCUGAUGCAUGCGUCCAUGUACGAACAUUGCCCGCAGUUCAAAUCGCUGACAAUUUACAAAUGGUCAUCGGAAAAUCGCGACCACAAAUUCUCGAGAUUUAUCGCAUCGAUGCGACCGAACUCCCUCAAAAAGCUUGUCACUAUCAGUGACGUGGGCGCCGGCGCUGAGACGUUCCUCGCUCUCAACCAUCAUGGCAAAUCUCUCGAACAUCUCAAGAUUUGUGUGUCGAAUGACUCACUUCCACACUUGCCUUUACUGCAAAGCUGCACUGCAGUGAAGAUCUUGCGCAUCGAGGACACACACGGAGUGCUCGACUUAGAAGGUACCCAAAACGAUGCCUUUCUGGAGAUGAUCGCCUGGUUGAGCAAGUGCGCAAGUCUUCAACAUGUCGGUUUUACUAGACUCCAAUCUGGCGCAGCAAUUAUCACGCCAGUACUACUGGAGCACAACAUCCAACUUAGCAACCUGGAAAUCGACUCCUACGUACUAAAGGACCACAAGACCUUCCACCAAGCACUUGUUCACCAACGAACCUCAUUGAGAUACCUAUCGCUCAGCGGGGAGACCGACGGCAUGUUCAGGGACGAUCUCGACAUUCUCGUAGACUCGCUGAGACAACUAACCGAAUUACGGAAGCUCUGGCUCUUGUUUCCUGAGGUACUCCGAGAUGAGCAUGUCAUCGCUAUCGCCAAAGACCUCACUUUGCUAGAAGAGUUGUACGUUAGUGGUUUGGAGCUUAAUGAUGUUGUUCUCGAAAGCAUUGGGAGUCUGCCCAACACCCGGAAUGUGACCCUUUCGGGUAUUUCGAAGUUCACGCUCGACGGACUACUUGACUUUGUGUCUCGACUUGAAGCCGGUAAUCAGGGUAUACGUCUAACGAUCGAUAUGGCAGAUCCUGAAACUAUAUUGUCCGAUGAGGAGUUAUCUAUCGUGAGAGAUUGGCUUACGAAGAAGGCUGGUGGAACUUUGGAGUAUAUGGCAUGGAGAGAUCCGAAUAUUUCUGAGUACGAUUGGGAAUCAGAUUAA